CGCGACGAUGAUUAUUGAGCCAUUCAAUAAUUAUUAUUUUCAAGUUAUAACUGACUUAGCAAAGUCAUGUUAUUUAUUAAUCGAGAAACGGAAGCAGUUAUAUUUUAUUAAUGCUACUAGAAGUCGAGGAUUUAUUUCCGACAGCAAAGCAGAUUAAAUCUACGGAUUUAAUUUAAGUUAUAUUAUAGUUUAUCAAGUUAGCAGGCAAGGAAAAAAAUAUCAAACAGAUACAAUAACGGAUGAUAGAGAAUAGAAGCCAGUAUUUUAUUACAGUUCACGAAUACAGUCUACUUCCCAGCUUGGGGAAAAUUGUAUAGUAUUUUACAAGGUUGAAUUUACCACCAUUUGCUUCCCCACCACUACACCUACUCUUACACUCCACCAACUUCUCCAUUACAUUUGUUUUUCUCCACCAAACAUUCCACUUACUUCAUUCCUUAUGUCAUACACCAAGCACCAGAAAGGGAGAUGAAGUUCCUGCUGCCAACUGCCAAGUAUCGAGAGGUAAGUCUUGGCCUAAGUUUUCUUCAUUCCAUACUUGGUUCUUUCUGCAUUUGUUGAGAAAACAAUAUUUGCAAUUUCAGUUCCUUUCCCCAUUUAAUUCAUAGCAACAGACAACCACCGACACCAAGCAUUUCAGGUCAAGCGCGAGAGUAAGAACUACACAAGGAGUUAGAGUACCUUAGCAAAACUUUGCAAUCAGGUUGAGCUGUGAUGGGCGAUGAAGUGUUGUUGCUGAGUAGAGCUUUUGUCGAACUUAAAGUAGGCUCAGAAAGGAUACAUGUCUUCAUACAUGUAUCUCAGUUAUGCUUUCCGCUGUAAACACUGAUUAUUUCAGUUACGCCUUCCGUUGCAAACUCUGAUAAAGUUUUACUCAAGCCCCUAACGAUGCAUUUUUCCUUUUAAGGAAUAUAACGCGUAUUCAAGUUCUUUGAGUACCCUUUUUAUGCGAACUAUGCAUUUUUCCUUUUUAAGGAAUAUUUCACGCAUAUUCAAACUCUUUGAGUAUUCUUUUAUGCACCCCUUUCUAAACCCGCUUCUUAAUUUCCCUUCCCCAGUCAUGGUUUUCCCGGAUUAAUUAUCCUUAAUUAAGGCCGGUCGUGACAGAGUGGUAUCAGAGCAGUUCGUUUGCUCUGAGCCUAAGAGUUUAUUUAAGCCAAACUUAGAAUGGAUCACUAAAGUGUCUAGAGUUCAAUCGACAAAGCUCAGCACUUCAUCGCAUCACACUCAACGAAGCAGAAUGGUAUGCUCUUCCAAGUUUUGAGUUAAUGUUUACUAAAAAUGAGAACUAUCGUGAUAACAAAAGUGUGUAACUGUUAAUAGCUAUGUUAUGUUGUUAUUGAAUGAAAUGAUUUACGUAAGUACGAUUAAGUAUGCCUAUGGAAUGAAUCCCUAUGAACAUAGAACUAUUAAGAUAUGAGAUCACCACUACGACAGAACAUAGAAGCAAACAUAGAAGAAAUUAGAUUGUAUCUUUUGGUGGCUAUAGUGAAGGCAGCAAGAUAAGUGAUACGUAUAGAAUAAUUCUUAAGCUCAUGAUUUUAUAGCCGCUAUGAAUCUCCAUGACUUAUGCCUAAGUAUCCAAUUUAGAUGAUGAGAUAUUAUAUGCUUAAGAAUUUAUAUGACUCAUGGAUAUGAGAUGCUAAGGACCCUUAAAGCUUACUACAUCACUGCUGUCAUUGGAGUUAUGACUUGUUUACAAGUUAUAAUAAGUUGACAUUUACAAGAAUUCUUUUGAGGCUUGUAUUAGAUUAUGCUAGAGUGUACUAAUUGGCACAUAUUUGCUACCAGAAUGCCGCCUAAGAGAGGAAGCCCUGCGAGAAACAAUAACAAUCGCAGAAACCGUAACGCUGUACCCGAAGAACCACAAGAUGCUCGAGGACAUAACCCAUUCCCUCCGCCCCCAACUAGGAGAGUCGAAGAACUCUUUUUAAGGCAAAAUCCACCUACGUUUGACGGAACGAGUGAACCGGCUGAAGCUGAGAUUUGGGUGCGUGCAAUGGAACGCAUUUUCAACUUUCUACGUUGUAAUGAUGAGGAGCGCCUAUCUUGCGUCUCAUUCCAGCUAACAGGAUCGGCUGACUUCUGGUGGGAAGCACGUCGAAAAAUUCUGACACCUGAACAAUGGGCAAGUUAUACUUGGGAAGAUUUUAAGACAGGAUUAUAUGAUAAAUAUAUUCCGAAAAGCUAUAGGAAGAAGAAAGAAGCUGAGUUCUACGAGUUAAAGCAAGGAAAGAAAUCUGUGGUUGAAUACGACAAGGAAUUCUGCAACCUGUCUAGGUUUGCUCCCCAACAAGUGGACACAGAUGAGAAGAUGGCAGAGAAAUUUUGUGCCGGUCUACGGUACGAAAUUAAGAUGGCUCUAGCAAGUCACGGAGGACUCUCAUAUACGGAGUCUCUGAACAGGGCACUUGACAUUGAAGCCGCAAUGCCGUCAGACAAGUCAGCCCCACCAUUGAUCUCAACGCCAAACGACUUACCAGGAGCCUUACAUACUCUCAAAGGGAAGCGCAAGUGGGACAACAAUGAAGACAAUAUCAAUCCGAUUAAUAAGCAAGUAUGGCAAGAAUAUGAACGGGCCGAACAGUUUAUUCAACCAAGGUACGAGGCACAGACUAACCUCGAGUCAACUGGGGGUAGCCAAAGUCAGAGAGGAAUUUCACCUUGCCCAAAUUGCGGUAAAAUGCAUAGGAGUGUUUGUCGAGCUGGGACUAACGGUUGUUACAAUUGUGGUCAAAAGGGACACUACUCCACGCAAUGCCCCAACAGACAACGAGGUUCAGCAAUUGGGAACUAGAAAACAAGAUGAAGGAGAAAUACCCCGAACUGUUUUAACAAAGAUAUGCAAAUUUCGGGACGAAAUUUUUGUUAAGAGGGGUAGUAUGUAGUAGCCCGCUCUUUUAUUUAUAAUUAAAUCUAGUAAAUGCAAAUUAUUAUAAAUGAAUCCAGUUUAUGGUCCUGAUUUUUUUAAUAUCAGAAACGGAGUUAUUAUUUUAGCGUUAUACUUUUAUAACGUAUGAGAAAAACGCGACGAUGAUUAUUGAGCCAUUCAAUAAUUAUUAUUUUCAAGUUAUAACUGACUUAGCAAAGUCAUGUUAUUUAUUAAUCGAGAAACGGAAGCAGUUAUAUUUUAUUAAUGCUACUAGAAGUCGAGGAUUUAUUUCCGACAGCAAAGCAGAUUAAAUCUACGGAUUUAAUUUAAGUUAUAUUAUAGUUUAUCAAGUUAGCAGGCAAGGAAAAAAAUAUCAAACAGAUACAAUAACGGAUGAUAGAGAAUAGAAGCCAGUAUUUUAUUACAGUUCACGAAUACAGUCUACUUCCCAGCUUGGGGAAAAUUGUAUAGUAUUUUACAAGGUUGAAUUUACCACCAUUUGCUUCCCCACCACUACACCUACUCUUACACUCCACCAACUUCUCCAUUACAUUUGUUUUUCUCCACCAAACAUUCCACUUACUUCAUUCCUUAUGUCAUACACCAAGCACCAGAAAGGGAGAUGAAGUUCCUGCUGCCAACUGCCAAGUAUCGAGAGGUAAGUCUUGGCCUAAGUUUUCUUCAUUCCAUACUUGGUUCUUUCUGCAUUUGUUGAGAAAACAAUAUUUGCAAUUUCAGUUCCUUUCCCCAUUUAAUUCAUAGCAACAGACAACCACCGACACCAAGCAUUUCAGGUAAAUACUACACAAUGCAAUUCAGCUAUCUUCUCAUCAUACCAUCAGACACAUGUUUGAGUAGGAAUAUAGAGAUGUAAACGGGUAUAUAUGCUUAUAGAUCCAGCAAGUCACACGCUCAAUAUACAGAAAUCAAUUUAUGUAAUUACAAUUCUUCACAUGAGUCAGAUGAUGAGAAUGCUUUUGACAUUUGCAAACCAUAGUUCCUAGUUUAAUCUCUAACUUUAUCAAAAUAGGAACACAGAACAGAUCCCUUUAACUUCAAACCACAAACUAUUGUUUAUAUACAGACUUAUACAAAGAAGAAGAGGAAGAUAGAACAAAGACUUAGCUUUAAGAUAUAGUGCCGGCUGCCGGUUCGGACGAACCAAGGGGACGGCGAACCCCUGCUGCCGUGACGAACACCGAGAACAAAAACGGCGAACUAUCGAUUAUCUCGUCUGCAUCAGAUCAAUGACAGCAAGUGAGACCGGUGGUCGACGGCGUCUGACUCGCCGGAGAUGGAGGAAGGCAGAGGAUGAGGCUGAGACGCCGAUUUAAGCGCGAAGUUAGGACUUUCACUCUGUUUGUUUUGGAGACCACCUAUGCAUCGUGUGUGUGAGACUCAGAGAGGAGAGGAACUUCCUCUGGCCGGGUUACAAAAUCGGGACGGCGGAAUCAGGCGAGAAAGCUCGCCUCGAUACUUCACAAUUCGUGAAAUCGAGAGAGAACAAGAGAUCUCUUUGAGGGUUCUGCUCAGUGAAACCAAGAGGAAAGAAGACGCCGGACGGAACUGGCGGAAGCUGAACGACGCCGGACCUAAGCUCGGCGGCAGCCGACGCCGGUUGGAGCAUAGAAGGCGACUGAAGCUCGACUGAUGUUGAGAGAGACCGACUGAUUCUACGGAUUCCGAACGAAGGAGCAGCAGCGAUCGACGACGGCGCUCUCCCAGACGACGACCGCUGACCGGUACCGAGCCCGAGCAGCAGCAACUCCAGUCGGCGAUGGCUCCCAAACGACAGCAGCCCGGCGGAUUUCAGGCGAAGAUGCGGCCGCAGCAGCGACCUGGGUUUGACGAUUAGGGCUCUACGAUGAAGAAAACGGGCGAGAGGUGGCUCCCUCAGCCGGGCGAGGCGCUCGCCGGAGGAGAAGCGGCGCUGGCGAGAUUUGGGAAGAGAGGUUGCUGAUUUGGGUGGAGGAAUUGAGGAACAGAAGUCGUGAAAAUGAGAGAGAAAGAACCGAGAUUUCAUGUGAAGGAUUGGGCCAUUCUAUUGGGCCUUUGUAUUUUUUUUUAUUUGGGCUUGUGAAUUAUUUUCUUUUGGGCCGAAUUCUUUUAAGUUUGGGCCGAAAAAUUUAAGAUCGGGCUUAAUUUUAUUUCU
Salvia miltiorrhiza (redroot sage) is the source of this 5024-nucleotide messenger RNA. RefSeq lists its product as uncharacterized. The transcript is spliced from 3 exons. Bases 1754 to 2797 code for a protein of 347 amino acids. NCBI's taxonomy places the organism in Eukaryota, Viridiplantae, Streptophyta, Magnoliopsida, Lamiales, Lamiaceae. The record is from RefSeq and is a predicted model, not a curated record. Gene Ontology annotation, molecular function: nucleic acid binding; zinc ion binding.